Cydia amplana is the source of this 3542-nucleotide messenger RNA. RefSeq names its product putative leucine-rich repeat-containing protein DDB_G0290503. The coding region runs from base 243 to 3506 and encodes 1087 amino acids. The record is from RefSeq and is a predicted model, not a curated record. Lineage: Eukaryota; Metazoa; Arthropoda; Insecta; Lepidoptera; Tortricidae. The transcript is spliced from 6 exons.
GUAGUGUUAGACUGGUUAUUCGAAAAACUAGAGUAGCUCACGCGCAGCGAACAAGAAUACACUACCAGAGCUGACGGGCGAUCUAUUUCGGGCAGCCACUGCCACACCGUACACUCGUUUUGAUUCAAUAGUCGACACUUCUUUGUCUCGUGAAAAACACAUCGCACGUUACCUAUAAGUAUCCUAUAUUACAGUCAUGCAUCCUUGAUUAGCACGCGACUUGUUUAUAAAAGUGUCCCAAAAUGGGAAACGCGUUCAGUACUUACUCGGCAAGGGAAGGAGCCACAGACGUCAUUAGUGAAAGUGAAACAAUGAGCGACAGUAAUACCCCGUUUGAAGACGCCCAUGAGUUCCAUGACACCGUUGAUGAUGACGAAGCGCGUGUCAAGGCCAAAGAAGAAGAAAUGGACGAGUUUAGAAAACAACUGAGCUUAAAACGGGAACAAAGAAAGUUAAUCCUGGCCCGGCAUAGAGCAGAAAAGGAGCAGCUAGAAAAAUCUUUAGAGGAUGCCAAUAAGGCUAAAUUAGCCUUACAAGAAAACAACAGAAUGCUAAGGGAUUUGUUGACUGCGAAUAAUAUAGAAAUCCCAGAAAAGUAUAAGGCUUCUGAUGAAUUAUCAGAGCUCAGUGGAGCUAUAGCAAGUAUGGCAGAAGAAUUUGAAGCACUCAAGUCUAGCAAUAACAAGCUGAGACGAGAUCUUGCUGAUACAAAUGUUUCUCUGCAGCAUGCUUAUUCAGAAAUAGCUGAUUUAAACGCUCAGAACACGGAUUCUAUCAAGCAUAUAAACGCACUGAAAGAAGUGAUUACAGUCAGCAAAACUAUGAUCAAUCUCCGAGAACAACAGCUGAAUGAGUUGAAAGAUAAACUACGUGAAAUAGAACAGAGUCUGGCAGACAGAGAAGCAAAUAUGUUGUCUGCGGAUCUUAGACAGGAGUAUGAGAGACAGUUGCAAAAUAUUAGGACGCUUCGUGGAUUGUAUGAAGAACGGGCUCGAUUGGCUGAAGUCACUAGACAAGGUCUGGCGCGUGAGCUUGAGGAACAAAAGCAACUCAAACAAGCUGAGACUAACAAAAACGCAGAACUUACAACUAAAGUAACCGAACUCGAAACAACAGUCACGAAUCUAGAAGAGACGGUUGAAAAUAAAAUAGAACAAAUAUCUUCAUAUCAAGAUGAGACUCGCCGAUUGCAAGAGGAAAUGUCUGCUGUUAACAAGCUUUUCUCCCAAGUCCUUCUUGGUUAUAAAACUAAACAAGAUUUAGACAAAUUAGUCGUUCGUCUGGAAGAAAACCACGGUCUUCUGACGCAUAUGGCUGAAAGAGAUAAUGGGUCAGAGGCGUCUUCGGCUCUGCCCAAACUGUUAUUGGAAAUUGUAAGUCAAGUGGAUGAAGGAGAGGCAAUGCAUAAAUUUGAAGAGGGUACUAUAAGUGUCCCAGACGAAGAGUCAAAGGAAGUCGUCAAGAGUGAAGAGUCAGAAUCUCAAAAUCCUAAUACAUCAGCUGAAGAAAUUGUUCAGAAUCUGCCCAAAGUUUGGAGAGUUCUUAUGGAGCUUCUAAGUCAUCAAAGUGAAGCCGAAUCUGGGACUUCGGAGAAAGUUGAGACGUGUUAUAAAACAGUUGAAACUAAAGCUGGCUCAGUGUUGGUGCCAAGUGUUAGUCAGACGUACAUCCGAUUAAAGGAUUUAAUCGUCGAAAAGUUGGCACUCAUCAAAGAAGUAAACCGCAUGAAACAACUAAAUGUACAUUUGGAGACUCGUUUAGAAGAACAAGAGCGUAGAUUGUCACUCGUUACAACCGAACUAAGCAAAACCUGGCACGUUGUUGGAAAACUACGUAGACAUCACCAUCAACUACAUACACAUGAAAAAAUACUCAAAUAUGAAUUGCAACAGAAAAGGAAACUACUCAAUGAACUUAAAGAUGAGUUAGAAUAUUGUAGAGAAAAAUGGGAACAGGCGCGCGAAAAGAACACGCAGACGGAACGUGACUGGAGAAAACUUAGAGCUGAAUUCACUAGCAGGAAAACCAAAUCCAACUCACCGUCAUUCAAUAAUUCAGGUGAAAGUGGUUAUAGUGAUGAAAGACCAUCCGAUGAUUCUUCAGAAUCAAACGACGAAAGCGAAUAUGUAACGGAACCAUUGGUGAGGUGUAAGAAGAAGAAUAAGAAGUCAGCUGAAGCCAUCUUAGAUUCUAGUGCUGACUUUAAUUUAGUGGCAGAAAGAGAGGAUCCAGCUAGUGACAUGCUAGAUGUUGCUGAAUUGCCAUUAGAUACGCAGGAUGAUACUUCUGGUCUAGACGCAUCUAUAUCAGUCUCUAAUAAUAGUGAAAAUCGGUCAAAUAAUAAAGCCGCUGACGAAACUGAAGACGAAGUUGGAGAGAUAACAAACGACUCAUGCACCGACGAUUCUUCGGGAAUUGAACAUUAUUGUAACAGUGAUUAUUGUUGUGUAGGUACAAGUACCGAACAAGAUGCACCUAGCAACAAUAAACAAACUAAACUCUUAAAACCGGAUGUUAAUCCGACAUCAACUACAAAUAUACCUUUAAUUGACCCCGCUGCUAUUCUUAAAAGUAUUAAAGAACAAACAGAAAGACUGGCUAAGAAAGACGAAAGAUUAAAUAAUUUAGAAAAAAAUAGUUUGUCAUUAUUAAAGAAAACGCAGGCAACUGAUAAGUUGUCUAAACAAAUAGACAGUACAUUAGACCAUCUCUUAAAUCGUCCUUCAACCAGCGAAAACAUUGAAUCUAAGGAAUUAGACAUCAUAAAAGAGGAGAUGCCUAUAAGUACAGAAUUCGAAAUUGUAGAGCAAACACAAAAUAACGACGACAAUAAAAUUGAUAACAGUCAACAAUCACAUGUAAUUAGUGAACCUACAAAAAGUGAAAAUAUUGAAAUGACGCCUCAAUUAAUCACAAAUAAUUCAGAAAACAUAUUAUAUGAAAAUAUUGUCGACUCAUGUCAGAGUAAUACCAACAUGAAUGUGGUUGAAGGAACUUCCUCUAAUACCAAUACUAAUAUACCAGAGAUUAACGCUGCCAGUAUACUCGAAAGUAUACGUCAACAAGACGAAAGACUAGCAAGAAGAGAUGAAAGACUUCAGAAACUAGAGGAAGGCUGUUCAGAAGUGGUUAAUAACAUAUCUAACACCGUUAAAACCGGUGAAGACAUAAGCACGAAAUUAGAUAAACUUCACGACAUGCAUCAAAAGAAAACAGACGAGGAAGCAGGAACAUCCGAGGAUAAAAGUGUUCCUGAACCAUCCACGUCAGCAGAAAUAGAUCAUGAAGCCAGAUUUGCUGCACGCGAUCUUCGACUCAAAAGACUUGAAGAACAAACGAAGUCGCUCGUGAAUAAGGUAAAUAAAACUACUACUAAAGGCGUCAAGAUACAUUACAAGUUGGAAGAGUUGCAUAAUAUAUAUGGAUCUGAAGGUUCAAGAGCGGGAACACCAUCUGACGAUACUGAGGAUACACCAACGAAUAAUGAAGAAGACGCAGAACAAUAAAAGACUUAUCCGUAUUGUUUUGGUUUUGAAACUGUA